Electrophorus electricus (electric eel) is the source of this 1911-nucleotide messenger RNA. RefSeq names its product DnaJ heat shock protein family (Hsp40) member A2a (gene dnaja2a). Gene Ontology annotation, biological process: response to heat; protein folding. Gene Ontology annotation, molecular function: Hsp70 protein binding; ATP binding. The record is from RefSeq and is a predicted model, not a curated record. NCBI's taxonomy places the organism in Eukaryota, Metazoa, Chordata, Actinopteri, Gymnotiformes, Gymnotidae.
GUGUUAGCGCCGGUCUUUUUAGCUUCUAGCGCCCCUCAGAAGGUCUUUCGCGCAGCUUGACCAUGACGAACGUUGCUGAUACCAAAUUAUACGACAUUCUCGGUGUGUCCCCGUCUGCUUCUGAAAAUGAACUGAAAAAGGCCUACCGGAAAUUGGCAAAAGAAUACCACCCUGACAAGAACCCCAAUGCUGGAGAUAAGUUCAAAGAGAUCAGCUUUGCAUAUGAAGUACUAACUAACCCAGAGAAGAAGGAGCUCUAUGACCGCUAUGGGGAACAGGGCCUGCGAGAAGGAGGAGGGGGAGGUCCUGGCAUGGAUGACAUCUUCUCCCACAUCUUUGGCGGAGGCCUCUUUGGCUUCAUGGGUGGACAGGGGCGCAGCCGGAAUGGGGGGCGACGGAGAGGAGAGGACAUGGUCCACCCUCUAAAAGUAUCUCUUGAAGAUCUAUAUAAUGGGAAAACAACUAAAUUACAGCUGAGCAAGAAUGUUCUGUGUAGCACUUGUAAUGGUCAGGGUGGGAAGACUGGGGCAGUGCAGAAGUGUUCGACCUGCAGGGGGCGUGGUAUGCGCAUCAUGAUCCGACAGCUGGCUCCUGGAAUGGUCCAACAGAUGCAGUCUGUCUGCACUGAUUGCAAUGGUGAAGGUGAGGUGAUAAGUGAGAAAGACCGUUGUAAAAAGUGUGAAGGGAAGAAGGUGGUAAAGGAGGUGAAGAUUCUGGAGGUGCACGUGGACAAAGGCAUGAGGCAUGGACAGAAGAUCACUUUUGGCGGGGAGGCGGACCAGGCACCUGGCAUGGAGCCUGGAGACAUUGUCCUCGUCCUUCAGGAGAAGGAGCAUGAGACGUUCAAAAGAGAUGGCCAUGACUUGCACAUGAUCCAUAAGAUUGGCCUGGUUGAAGCACUUUGUGGAUUCCAGUUCACCUUGAAACACUUAGAUGGUAGGCAGAUUGUAGUGAAGUACCCUGCAGGCAAAGUCAUCGAGCCAGGUUCUGUCAGGGUUGUGAGAGGUGAGGGCAUGCCACAAUACCGUAACCCCUUUGAGAAGGGGGAUCUGUUCAUCAAAUUUGAGGUGCAGUUUCCAGACAACAACUGGAUUAGCCCAGAGAAAUUAAAGGAGCUGGAGGACCUGCUACCUGUGCGCUCUGAUCCUCCUGUUGUCACCGGGGACACAGAGGAAGUCGACCUGCAGGACUUUGAUGUCAACCAGAGCUCUGGCGGCAGCCACCGCCGUGAAGCCUAUAAUGACAGCUCUGACGAGGAGGGUGGGCAUCAUGGGCCUGGAGUACAGUGUGCCCAUCAGUCUGCCUUAAAUGGUGGAAGACUGACUAGUGAUCAACUGCUCAUUGUGAAUGAACAUGAGCCCACGUUCCUGUCCCACACAUCUUAAGGCCAGGAGCAGUCCCAUAUCAGAGGGGGAGAAGGUCAUUUCUUAUACUUUGAGUGUAACUUGCUUUUGUUGUCAUCAUAGUAUUUAGAGUUAAUUUAAAGUACACACAUGCAGUUUGUGUUGAAAUCAAUCCUGUUUAAAAGGGGGCAAGUUUAAAAAAAAGUAAUAGAAUAACAUACCUUUGACAGUCACCAUAACAUUUUUAGGUUUGUAUCUGAGUUUGAUUUUUACCACUUUUUUGUAGAUUUUUCCUUUCCAUUUUAAUUGGUUAAAUAACUAAGCAUUGUGUAUAAAGUGAUUGUCAUUUAAGCUUUAUCAGCUGCUGUCACACAUUAAGUGUGGGUUUAUAAACUAGUUGAAAUUGAGUUCUGUUGCCUGUAUGUCUUCAGCCCAGGUGCAUGCUGGGAAAAAGCUUUGGUCAACCAUCCAACUUCAAAGUGACAUACCUAAUGAAAGGGGGAGCAGCCAUUAGCAUAAAUUUUGUGAAAGUUUAUGAAGUUGUUAAAUAAAAGCUUACAUAUCUCAA